UAAUUGCUUCAAUGAUCUUCAAGACGAAGGCGAUCACCAUUCUCUCUCUCUCUCUCUCUCUCUCUCUCUCUCUCUCUCUCUGUGUGUUCAUAUUCUGGCACCAUUUUGCCACUCGCUCGCAAUUCAUUGUCGACAACGCAUCCUCAAAAUCUGAACCAAAUCCGCCAUUGUUCCGUGCAUUCUAAGUUAGAAUUAUGGUCGCUCGCUGGACCGACGAGCUUCUUCUGCAAACGAGGUAAAUUUUAAGUACAUUUCGUUGAAAGAACUGGGAUUCUUUGCUGCCAGCCAUUUGAUUUUUUAUUAUCCUGUGAUCCUGAAAAUUUUUGGAUCAAGCAGGAAUUAGCCUCGACGAGAAUUUCGUAGUAGAAUAAAUGAUCAUAGGUUUUUGUAAUGGGGUUUGUCGGCGUAGAGAAGAAAUGGGUGUUCCCUCUCAUCCUAAGUUCCUUGAUGUGCAUCUUUCUUUUCGCGACGACCUUCAACAUGGCGUCACUGCACACAAUCAAUUCAUUUUUUGCAUUAUUUCCUACUCGCGAUAUGACGAGUGGUAGUGCCCCUUAUUUGUCUGAGUCGAAGAUUACUCAAGUUCCACCUCCUCCAGCUCUGCCCCCCCUCCCUAAAUUUGCUUAUCUGGUUUCCGGAUCAAGGGGAGAUUUAGAGAAGCUAUGGAGAACUCUUCAUGCUCUCUAUCAUCCGUUGAACUAUUAUGCCGUCCAUCUGGAUCGUGAAGCGCCAUUGGAAGAGAGAUUGCAGCUUACAUCUCGGGUGGAAAACCACACCCUGUUUUCGAAAGUUGGGAAUGUUCAUGUGAUCAAGAAAUCGAAUAUGGUUACUUAUAGAGGCCCGACAAUGGUUGCUAAUACUCUUCACGCUUGCGCUAUUCUUUUGAAGAAGUAUAAAGAUUGGGAUUGGUUUAUCAAUCUUAGCGCGUCGGACUAUCCUUUGGUGACUCAAGACGAUCUCCUUUACACGUUCUCCAAUUUGUCGAGAGAACUCAAUUUCAUAGAACACACUAGUCGCUUAGGCUGGAAAGCGUCACAUAGGGCAAUGCCGUUGAUUAUAGAUCCCGGGCUCUACCAAUCAACCAAAUCCGACAUAUUCUGGGUUUCACCCCGGAGAAAUUUACCAACGUCAUUCAAAUUAUUUACCGGGUCGGCGUGGAUGAUGUUAUCCCGCGCAUUCGUCGAGUACUGCAUAUGGGGUUGGGACAAUCUCCCGAGAACCCUGCUUAUGUAUUACGCGAACUUCGUUUCUUCACCUGAAGGGUAUUUUCAGACUGUUAUCUGCAAUGCGCCGGAGUUCAUACCGACUGUGAUCAACCACGACAUGCACUAUAUUUCUUGGGACAACCCCCCGAAACAGCACCCUCAUACUCUAACUGUCAACGACACCGGAAAAAUGAUGGCGAGCUGCGCUCCAUUUGCUCGGAAAUUCAAACAGGACAAUCCUGUCCUGGACAAGAUCGACCGGGAAUUCCUCCGGAGAAAGAAUACGAGCUUCACUCCCGGCGGUUGGUGCAAGGGUAAGCCUCGUUGCGCCAAGGUGGGCAAUCCGACUAAACUUCGACCUUCUCCGGGGGCUCGACGGCUUCGAAAGCUUAUUGAUAAUCUACUCUCGUCCCCAAGAUUCAGCGAGCAACAAUGUAGGUAGGUGAGAGAUCGAUCUUGAUUUUGGUUUCUACCAUUUUAACCUCAAUCUUAAGUCUUGGUUGAGGCCAGAGGAGGAAAGGGGAGGAAGGUAAAAACAAGAAAAGAAAAAGAACCAAUAAUAGUAACAUAUUAGUCGUAGAAUGUAGCUUUACAGAAUUUCUAUACUAGUACACAAAUAUAUAUAUAUAUAUAUAAUAAAGUUGUUAGAUUCAUGUGCACUAAUUCUUGCUUGUCCCUUGGUAUAUUUUAGAAAUGUCAAAAUAGAUUGAGUUUUCUGAUUUUAGUUAAUUGGCUGGAUUGAUUAAUUUGUAACCAGUUGCUUAUUUUUGUUCA
Andrographis paniculata is the source of this 1979-nucleotide messenger RNA. RefSeq names its product beta-glucuronosyltransferase GlcAT14A-like. The record is from RefSeq and is a predicted model, not a curated record. Gene Ontology annotation, molecular function: glucuronosyltransferase activity. The transcript is spliced from 5 exons. The coding region runs from base 391 to 1647 and encodes 418 amino acids. NCBI's taxonomy places the organism in Eukaryota, Viridiplantae, Streptophyta, Magnoliopsida, Lamiales, Acanthaceae. Gene Ontology annotation, cellular component: membrane.